Molecule: messenger RNA, 1338 nt
Organism: Acytostelium subglobosum LB1
Lineage: Eukaryota; Evosea; Eumycetozoa; Acytosteliales; Acytosteliaceae
Exons: 2
Coding region: 1-1338 (445 amino acids)
Source: RefSeq, a predicted model, not a curated record
AUGGAGAACGUCGUUUCAAAGGAAUUAGAUUACACGCCCCUGCUCGUUGCCGAACCUGAGUAUGAAUAUACGAGGCUGUUCCCGCAGUCAGGCACAACAUCAACAACUGUUUACUCUGGUGGCAAUGACACAAUCUUUGAGAUCCCACCGUCCAAGGCAUACAACUUGUCAAGAUCAUACUUUAGGUUCAUAUUCAAUCUGCCUGGCGUGGCAAACAAACAGACAAUGAUGUUUGCUGACUUUUGUCCAUUCUUCAGACAGAUCCAGGUGUAUACAAGAGGUGGUUUGGAUUUGAUGAAUCAUACCAACUUCCAUCUCCACGCCAAGAUGGUGACAGUGAGGAACAAACCAUUGGUCGAGACAGAAAACACAUUCGCAUCUUUUAGAAUGACGAGCGAUCAAUAUAUGAUCCCAUGUCUUUCAUCCAAACUACCAAACUCAUACGCUGGAGCAAUGGUUUACAACCCCAACUACACUGGAGAGGAAGCAGCAGUCCCUUAUGUGGAGCCUAGGUAUUUACUUGCUGGGGAUGGCGCUGGCGGUGAGACCAAUGUUGUUGUAACAAUCCCAUUUAAUGAACUCUAUGAAUCAAUUCUCUGUGUUGACAAAGACAUCAUGUUGAACGAGACACUCCUGGUAAGAUUCGUUUGGUCAGAGCUCGCUAAUAUCGCAUUCGCUGCUGAUCCACCUGCAGCACUCCCAGAUCCAUCACCAGCAAUUCAACCACCCCCAUCACCAAACCCAACAACUAAUCCAGUUGCAUUGCCCGCACCAGCAGCAUUUAAUGUCACAAACAUGGCGAUUUAUCUGGCAGUGGAAAAGAACCUCGCGAUUGUAAAUGAGCUCCAGACCAAGAUAUUCAGUCCAGAUGGCUUCUCUUUGAUGAUACCAUACUCCUACUCUUACCAAGCAGCGCUCACUGGACAGAACCAAUCGGUGACUCUCAGAGUCAAUCGACAAAAUGCCAUUUACAACAAUAACUGGAGAAACACCAAGUUGGAUCACUUUUACACAAAUAUCAACAAUAACAGGUUAAUGCAAUAUGAUUAUUAUUUGAACCUUAACGAUGAUUACAUGGCACUGAGAUGGAUCCUCAAAGACUCGUCACUAUUGACACCGAGAAUCCACAACAGGAACUGGUGCUGGAUUGAGGAGUUUGGAGACGGCACCUCCAACUUCAACAAGGAUAACGCUAUCACUGGUAUUGAUCUCAACCUUGGUGAGCAGAAAUGGGAUUUCAUUGGUUUCCUCAGCGAAAAUACCAACUUGACACAUCAAUCAACUGUGGUGUGCAAACGUAAGCUGGUCAUCACACCUAAUGGCCUUGUUUUGGUGUAA